AUGCCUCACGCACGAUCCCUUGUGCAGAGCAAGACUUUUGUCACCCCCUCUCGAUGUUACGAGAAGGCCCGACUCGACCAGGAGUUGAAACUCGUCGGUGAGUUCGGUCUCCGAAACAAGCGAGAAGUCUGGCGAGUCAAGUUGGCCGUCGCCAAGGUCCGAAAGGUCGCCCGUACCCUCCUCACCCUCGACGAGAAGGACCCCAAGCGACUUUUCGAAGGUAACGCACUUCUUCGACGACUUGUCCGAAUUGGUGUCCUCACUGAAGACAAGAUGAAGCUUGAUUUCGUCCUUGCCCUCAAGAUCGAGGAUUUCCUUGAGCGACGACUCCAGACCCAGGUCUUCAAGCUCGGACUCGCCAAGUCCAUCCACCACGCCCGAGUCCUCAUCCGACAGCGACACAUCCGUGUCCGAAAGCAGGUCGUCAACGUUCCUUCCUACGUUGUCCGAUUGGACUCCCAGAAGCACAUUGACUUCUCCCUUCGAUCUCCUCUCGGAGGCGGACGACCCGGCCGAGUCAAGAGAAAGAACGCCCAGAAGGGUGGCAACGCCGGCGGUGACGACGACGAAUAA
This is a messenger RNA of Oikopleura dioica, 573 nucleotides long. The record is from the annotation of a GenBank genome assembly. Lineage: Eukaryota; Metazoa; Chordata; Appendicularia; Copelata; Oikopleuridae.